UCUAUCUCUCUCACACACACACAUCUCUCUCUCACACACACACAUUCAUUCAUUCAUUCAUUGCUGACAUUCUCAGUGGUAUACUGUGUUGUUGAGGUUGCUUGCUUCUGUUAGUAUAAUAAGCUGAUUAAUUUUGUGAAGAAACAAGAAGGGUUCCAUUUGUGAAAAAGGAGAAAGAAAGAAAGAGAAAUGGCGGCGAAAAUAGGUAUGAUGGAUAGUGCUUACUUUGUCGGAAGGAAUGAGAUUCUCUCAUGGAUCAAUGACAGGCUUCGACUUAAUCUAACACGGAUCGAAGAGGCUGCUUCUGGAGCUGUGCAGUGUCAGAUGAUGGAUAUGAUUUAUCCAGGAGUUGUUCCGAUGCACAAGGUGAACUUUGAUGCGAAGACAGAGUAUGAUAUGAUCCAAAAUUACAAAAUCCUUCAAGAUGUGUUUAACAAACUAAAGCUUGAAAAGAAUAUUGAAGUGAACAGGCUUGUUAAAGGUAGACCACUGGAUAACUUGGAGUUCUUGCAAUGGAUGAAACGUUACUGUGACUCAAUAAGGGGUGGAAUCAUGAAUGAAAAUUACAAUCCAGUGGAGCGUAGAAGUAAGGGUGGUAAGGAACGAGGUGCCAAGGGUUCACAGAAGAACUCGAGGUCAUUGGAGGUGAACAGUAUGAAUAACAACUCAUCACCUGUUGAUGGAUUCAACAAGAGUUAUGCUGCUGAUUCAGGAAUCCGGCAGGGAAAAUCUGAUAUGACUACCACCACUAGGGAAGAUCAUUGUGAGGAGAUCGAGGCUUUAUCCAAAGAGGUCAUGGACCUUAAGCUCUCAGUGGAGAUGCUGGAAAAGGAAAGAAAUUUUUAUUUUGGAAAACUAAGGGAUAUAGAAAUCCUUUCUCAGAGUUCUGAAUUGGAGCAUCUUCCGAUGUCAGUGGAGAUCAAGAAAAUACUGUAUUCUGUUGAAGCAAAGGAUUCAGCAAUCACAGAAGAUACAGAAAUAGCUGCUAAUGGCAAUGAAACUAACAUGCUUGAUGAAAAUACCGAUAAGAACUGAAUGAGAAACAGAAAAAUUCUUGAUUCGAUAAGAUUCGAUAAGGAAUCUAACGAGCCUAGUUCAUGACCGAGUUAAGUAGUAUUCAUGAAGUAAAACAAUUAGAUCACGAUAACCCUUUUUCUUUUGUUAGAUAUGCCAGGCUCUAACAUAUCUCUUUCGAGUAGUGGUUUAGAACGACUUUUGUUUGUUUGUUUUUUCUGUGAUUGUCGCAAGUAGAAAUGAAUUGAUGAUUUUUCGAGAAUGUUCAUUGUGAUCAAAGGCAAGAAGUUGGGGCAUAUAAUGGGUGAAGUUCAGAA
Molecule: messenger RNA, 1331 nt
Organism: Impatiens glandulifera
Lineage: Eukaryota; Viridiplantae; Streptophyta; Magnoliopsida; Ericales; Balsaminaceae
Product: microtubule-associated protein RP/EB family member 1A
Exons: 8
Coding region: 190-1035 (281 amino acids)
Biological process (GO): thigmotropism; spindle assembly; protein localization to microtubule plus-end
Cellular component (GO): cytoplasmic microtubule; microtubule plus-end; spindle midzone
Molecular function (GO): microtubule plus-end binding
Source: RefSeq, a predicted model, not a curated record